AUGGCACAAGAGGCCGGGGUCCAGGACGUCUUUUCUGGCGCAGAUGCACUUGCGGCCGACGGCUGCUUCGUCGCCCUGUCAGAUGCACCAUUGGACGUCGUUUCUGUUCUGCAGCGCGUACGAAGCCCCAAAGCCGGCGCCAACGUCUUGUUUGCGGGUAUUAUUGCGUCCCCUCUCGUCGUUCUCACUGCACUGCCUCGUCUCGCUCCCCGCUCGACCCGCGACAGCUUUGGUGACCGCGCGGUGGCGACACUCCGUUACGCCUCGUACCGCCCGCGGGCGCUGCGCACAAUGCUGUCGAUUGCGCGCGACGUGUACGCGGCCCACGACCUUAUCGGCAUCGCAGUUGUGCACCGCCUGGGUCCUGUGCCGAUUGGCGAAGACAGCAUCCUGAUUGCGGUGUCGGCGGCGCACCGGCGGGCGGCGUGGCGGGCCGGUGAGGCGUGCUUGGAGCUGGCCAAGGAGCGGCUGGAGGUGUGGAAAGAGGAAGUGUUUGCGGCAGAACAGGAAGGGCAAGGAGGCAACACGGGCCAAGGACCUGCCGAGGGCGAGAGUGUCUGGCGGGCAAACCGCGACCCGACAUCAGCAGCACCAACCAUUGCCAAAUCAGCGUCGACAAACGCUUAG
Messenger RNA from Sporothrix schenckii 1099-18, 627 nucleotides. RefSeq names its product molybdopterin synthase catalytic subunit. The record is from RefSeq and is a predicted model, not a curated record. The transcript is spliced from 2 exons. Gene Ontology annotation, biological process: Mo-molybdopterin cofactor biosynthetic process. Gene Ontology annotation, cellular component: cytosol. The coding region runs from base 1 to 627 and encodes 208 amino acids. Lineage: Eukaryota; Fungi; Ascomycota; Sordariomycetes; Ophiostomatales; Ophiostomataceae.